GGGAAAGGAAACGCCGAAGCACGUCUGUGGAGAGUGAAUUGGACUGGGAGCAGAGAGGAGAGCUCGCUUUUUCUUUUUCGAGCUGGGAUCAUGCUCCGUAAAGACCCGCAGAGAUCUCUGCUGGACGCUGCAUCGACUUCCAAUGGCAUUUCACCCUGCGCUGUUUGCGGGCAGCUCCACACACACUAGGACAAACACACACUAGGACACACACACACCCGCCUCCUCAGGAACGGCUCUCGGUUGGUCCAUCAGUCGGUCAGUCUUUAUCCUUCCUCUCGCUGUCUCUGUGUUAGUGUGUUAUCCCGGACUGCGACGACGGAUAUGAGGGGAGAUGUGGCUCCUGAAGGCAGCAGAGAGGGAUUCAAACACAUGACCGCGGACAUUCCCAAAUGAGACAGCGGAGGACUGGGAUGUUUACGCGGAUCUUUAUCGGAUAUCUGAACUGACAGGUUUUUUUUGUUCUGCCUUUUGACAUUUAAUAUUGGCUAUAAAUGGAGGCACCUAGGUAGGGGGUGGUGGGGAAAACUGGGUGAAGGUCCUCGUUGUGUCUGUGGGACGCUGACAGGACAGUGCGGUUGCGUAAUAAUACGUGCCGGGCAGUUUUGGAGAGUUUUAUUGGUGGAGAAGAAAGGCGCUGCUCCUUCAGGAACGAUGAGCAACACCAGGAAUCUGAGGGACAGCGACAUCCAGAAGAAGAUCGACCACGAGAUCCGGAUGCGAGAUGGAGCCUGUAAGCUGCUGGCUGCGUGCUCGCAGCGAGACCAGGCGCUGGAGGCAGCAAAGAGCCUGCAGACGUGCAGCACUCGCAUCAUGGCCUACAUGUCGGAGCUGCAGAGGAUGAAGGAAGCUCAGGUCAUGCAGAAUGUCCCACGCAGGUCUUCGGAUGCAGGCCCGAUGGACGGCAGACUCCCCUGCAAAGGGAAAGUGGCAAUCUCAGACCUACGGAUCCCUCUCAUGUGGAAAGACACAGAGUACUUCAAGAACAAAGGAGAGCUUCAUCGAUGUGCUGUGUUCUGCCUGCUGCAGCUGGGGGGAGAGAUCUUCGACACAGACAUGGUGAUGGUGGACCGGACGCUCACAGACAUCUGCUUUGACAACACUAUCGUCUUUAAUGAAGCGAGCCCUGGCUUUGAGCUCCGCGUUGAGCUGUAUAGCUGCUGCUCGGAGGACGACUACUCCGCCGGAAGCACGCCCAGGAAGCUGGCCAGCAAGCUGAGCUCCUCGCUGGGCCGAUCAGCAGGGAAGAAGCUCAGAGCGGCGAUGGAGCCUGGCGCAUGUAGUCCCGUUAGUAACGGAGGGGCGGCUCCCCUCCUGCUGCCCGUUCCCUCUGUGCCUGGCCCGAAGUACCACCUCUUAGCUCACACCACCCUGUCGCUGUCACACGUCCAGGACAGCUUUCGCACGCACGACUUCACUAUUUCGGGCAACGAAGAAUGCUCGUACUGGCUGCCUCUCUACGGCAGCAUGUGUUGCCGCCUCGCAGCUCAGCCGCACUGUAUGACCCAACGGAUGAUGGGUGGAUGGUUGAAAGUUAAGCAGUGUGGAGGUGACCCUCAGACUUGGACGAAAGUGUACGCCGUUCUAAAAGCAACGAGCCUUUUCUGCUACCAGCGACAGGAGGAUGUGGAGGCCAACGUUGAGCCUGCGUUGACCAUCGGCAUCAACAAAGAGACCAGAAUACGCGCGUCAGAGAAGGACCCUCACAGUAAGGGCCAGAACAUUUGCAUAAGCAACCGAUACGGAGGGGAGGAGGUCACUCACACGCUGAACACGGAGAGCCGAGAGGACACGCACCGCUGGAUGGAAGCCUUCUGGCAGCAUUUCUAUGAUAUGAGCCAAUGGAGGCAGUGUUGUGAUGAUUUAAUGAAAAUCGAGCUUCCCUCUCCAAGAAAACCAGCUCCUGUCACACCAAAACAGGGCUCACUUUACCAUGAAAUGGUUAUUGAGUCAUCCGAUGAUCUGACCAGCACCGUGUCUGACAUCUUGGCCCGGAGGAUGCAGGAGCUGGAGCUCCGCAGCCAGCUGGGCACGUCUCCCACCUGGAUGUCUGUGUUUGAGGAGAACUGUCCAAAAAGCACUGGCCUCUCUUUCCGUCCGUGUAGCUCUCGCCUGUCUGGCCACAGCCCUCACUCCCCUCAUUGCCUCCCCUCUCGCAGCCCCGUCAGCCCUCAUCGCCGCCCGCAGCUGGGUCUGCUCGCCUCCGACGCGAGUCUGACGUCGGACAGCGACAGCCACUGCAGCACCAGUCCGUGUUGCCGCCGCCACGGCUGGCCUGAGCCUUCCUCACACUUCCCCCUUCUGUCCUCGUCACCCUCCCGUCUGAGGCCGCGCACUCUCUCCUUGGACGCUAAGCUCAGCACCCUGCGGGGGCGAGGGUACGGAGGCGGAGGGACCUUCCAGUGCUCCUGCCAGCCUCCUUCCUCGUCGCUGCUCGCGCCUCUCCCCGCCGCCUCCCGCUCGCCUCUGUCGCAGCGCAGCACACAGACCACGCUCUCCUGCUCCAGCUCCACCUCCAGCAACAGCUCCAGCAACAGCGAGGGCAGCCACAGCCCCGAGUCCUCAGAGGGGGGUCCUUUCUCCAGGCCCUCCCCAGCCCGACGCAGCCUGAGGAACCUGCGGGCCCGGCUCGAUCCUCGUAACUGGCUGCAGAGUCAGGUGUGACGUCUCCCGAUAGACGUCUCGGUUGGCUUAAGUAUUGUUUGUCGAACCAUGCAUUAACAGGCUUGUCGUGUGAACUAAACUCAAGGAGGCGUACAGCUGCUUUUUACAGGAAAGGAUGACGUGGAGAAGACCUGCGUGGAUCAAACUGGAAAAACAGAUUCGUUUAACCCAGAUGAGGGUGACAAUCACUGCGGGAGCCUCUGGGGUUCCCACAGUUUAUAGUUUGGGAGAUGCUGUGUUUGCUUUCAGAAAUGACGACGACAGUGCUGUUUAGGAGAAAGUAAAUAAAAAGCUGAAUAAUUAGUUAGAUAAAGUCCACACUGUUCAAACUCUUAACUCUGCAAUGUGAUUUUGAAACUGGAAAGCAUCAUUUUUCCCUUUUCAUCACCCUUAACAUCCACUGAAACCUAGUUUUAAGCUCGUCUCUCUCUCUCGUUGGCCCUGUCGUAUUUUAACUGAAUGUAAUUUAUUAUGUUAUAAAUGUAUGCAGUGUUUUUAUGCUAAGGAGUUGGAGCAAAAAGGCACCUCAGAGGAAAACUCUAUGUAUUUAUCAGUUUAUUAACAGAUACAGAUGGGGAAACAUGGUGGUGGCAGCAUCAUGGUGUGGGGGUAUUUUUCUCUAGCAGGGACAGCAAAGCUGGUCAGAGUUGAUAUAAAGAUUGAUUAAGCUAAAUACACAGCAGUCCUAAAAGAAAACCAAUCAGAGACUGCAAAAGGUUUACCUUCUAACAGGACAACAGCCCUAAAAAUACAGUCUGAGCGAUGAUGUAAUGGUUUAGGUCAAGGUUUUAAGCAACAUGCCCCGUUUGUACCGUUUCUAUUUAUUAUACAGCGAUUCUGCUCGAUAGGUCGAUGAGAGGUUAAUGUCUGUUGCCUGUUCUGUGACACCUGCUUCAGUGCAUUGACCUUUUAUUACACACCAGAUGAGUCUUUUAAAGCAACUAUACAACAUUUUGUUCCACUGGUUAGAUGUUUAGCUGUUUAUGAUCAUACUAACAGUGAAUCUGGGGAGGGUUUAAUGCAAGUGUCCAUAUUUACUGUACUGGUUCUGACCCUUUCGGGAUUAAAAAGAAAUAAAUCUUUGCUCUGGACUUUCACUUUACAAACAGUGUUUAUCUGCACAUCAACGGAGAGCUGCCAACACAACCCAGUGGUAUCAGGUAUUAACGAAAAGCCAAGCCGUACUCCAUGCCCUGCUGCGCUGACACACUUGCAGUGUUGCACGGGGGGUUAGUGUAGUGUCUCCUGCCUGUGAGCCUUUGGGUAAAUCCAA
Molecule: messenger RNA, 3937 nt
Organism: Fundulus heteroclitus (mummichog)
Lineage: Eukaryota; Metazoa; Chordata; Actinopteri; Cyprinodontiformes; Fundulidae
Gene: rtkna
Product: rhotekin
Exons: 11
Coding region: 655-2664 (669 amino acids)
Biological process (GO): septin ring organization; actomyosin contractile ring assembly; signal transduction
Cellular component (GO): actomyosin contractile ring
Source: RefSeq, a predicted model, not a curated record